CGGCUCUGUUCCAAGAAGGGACGAUACGAUUGGCUGCGGGGCUGCGGUCCGGUCGUGGCGCCGGCGGUGCCGCCGCACUCGGACGAGGAGCAAGGCGGUGACAGCGCCGGGGGCUUGGCGGGCCGCGCCGAAAUGGUUUUUUUAGUCCCAUGAUGAUGAUGGUGAUAUACCAUGCCUGAUCAGGACAAAAAGUUGAAGAGCACAGAAGAAGCAACAGACAGAAAGCCUGAUGGGAUCUCUUAUAGGGAUUAUUCUGAUCUUAAAAGACUUCGGUCUCUCUUAAAUGUUCAGUCGAGCAAACAACAGCUUCCAGCUAUUAAUUUUGAAAAUGGUCAAACCGGCAUGACAAAAUCACAGCAGCAUGUCAUUAAGAGUAAUGGGCAAAAAAACCAUAGUCAAUGGCAAGGAUCAACUGAAUCAGUUGAACUUGAAAACUUCAGUGUGAGCUACAAGAAUGAGAGAAAUUUUAGCAAACAUCCCAAACAUAAGCUUUUCCAAGAGAUCUUUACAACUUUAGUUAAGAACAGACUUACCUGCAGGGAAUGGGUUAAUCAAGCUCCAUCCAUCCAUUUUCUGAGAGUAUUAAUCUGCCUGAGAUUACUAAUAAGGGAUCCAUGCUAUCGGGAAAUGCUCCACAGCUUGGGUGGUAUUGAAAGUCUAGCCCAGUAUAUGGAAAUAGUAGCAAAUGUCUAUCUUGAUUAUGGAGAAGAGCAGCAUAAUAUGGACAAAUUGGUCAACAUGACAUAUAUUUUUCAAAAGCUUGCUGCUGUUAAAGAUCAAAGAAAAUGGGUUAUAGUGAGUGGCGCACAUAAAACUUUAGUAAAUUUGUUAGCUGCCAGAGACAGCAAUGUGCUUUUGGGCGCCCUCCUUGCUCUGACUAGCCUAGCAGAAAGCCCAGAAUGUAGGGAGAAGAUAAGUGAGCUCAUCAUUGUUGAGAACUUGCUGGUGAUAUUACAUGAAUACGAUUUACUUUCUAAAAGGCUCACAGCAGAGUUGUUACGACUCCUCUGUGCAGAGUCACAAGUCAAAGAGCAGGUAAAAAUGUAUGAAGGAGUUCCAGUCCUGCUCAGUUUGCUCCAUUCUGAUCAUAUCAAGCUUCUAUGGAGUAUAGUUUGGAUUCUGGUACAGGUUUGUGAAGAUCCUGAGACUAGUGUGGAAAUCCGAAUUUGGGGAGGAAUCACGCAGCUCCUUCAUAUAUUACAGGGCCAGAGAAAUCUUGUUUCUGAUCGCUCUUCAGUUGGAAGUUUAUCUAGUGCAAAUGCAGCAGGGAGAAUCCAACAUCUUCAUUUGUCAGAAGAUUUAAGUCCUAAUGAGAUACAAGAAAAUACUUUCUCCCUUAAGGCAGCUUGUUGUGCUGCAAUUACUGAACUGGUGCUCAAUGAUGCUAAUGCUUACCAAGUAGUACAGGCAAAUGGAAUAUAUACAAUAGCAAAGCUGAUUUUACCAAACAAAGAAAGUAGUGCUGAGAAAGCUAAUUUAUUACAGAGCUAUGCUUUCAGAGCCUUGAGAUUCCUCUUCAGUAUGGAAAGAAAUAGACAUCUCUUUAGAAGACUUUUCCCUACUGACUUGUUUGAAAUCUUCAUUGAUAUUGGACAUUAUGUUCGUGAUAUCAGUGCUUAUGAAGAGCUGGUAUCAAAGCUAAAUUUAUUAAAGGAUGAUGAAUUGAAGCAAAUUGCUGAAAGCAUUGAGAACAUCAAUCAGAAUAAAGCACCUACAAAACAUAUAGGCAAUUAUGCAAUUUUAGAAUACCUUGGCAGUGGAGCUUUUGGAAGUGUAUAUAAGGUUAGAAAACAUAGUGGACAAAAUCUUCUAGCAAUGAAAGAAGUCAAUUUACACAAUCCAGCAUUUGGAAAGGACAAAAAAGACAGAGACAGUAAUGUAAAGAACAUAAUCUCUGAACUAACCAUCAUUAAAGAGCAGCUUUAUCAUCCAAAUAUUGUACGUUAUCACAGAACCUUCUUGGAAAAUGACAGGUUAUAUAUAGUCAUGGAGCUUAUAGAGGGGGUUCCAUUGGGAGAACACUUUCAUUCUUUGAAGGAAAAGCAACAGCAGUUUACAGAAGAAAGAAUAUGGAAUAUAUUUAUCCAACUUUGCCUAGCUCUUCGUUAUUUGCAUAAAGAGAAAAGGAUUGUUCAUCGAGAUCUUACUCCAAACAACAUCAUGCUGGGAGAUAAAGACAAAGUUACAAUUACUGACUUUGGUCUCGCAAAGCAAAAACAAGAAAACAGUAAACUCGCAUCAGUUGUUGGAACCAUUCUGUAUUCCUGCCCUGAAGUUGUGAAGAGUGAGCCGUACGGAGAGAAGGCUGAUGUCUGGGCUGCAGGAUGCAUCCUUUAUGAGAUGGCAACUCUGAGCCCACCAUUUUACAGCACCAAUAUGCUCUCCUUGGCAACUAAGAUAGUAGGGGCUGUGUAUGAACCUGUGCCAGAAGGAGUGUUCUCUGAAAAAGUGUCAGUUACCAUUAAAAGGUGCUUAACUCCUGAUGCAGAGACACGUCCAGACAUAGUGGAGGUCAGCUCAAUGGUGUCUGAGGUGAUGAUGAAAUACUUGGAUAUUUUAUCCACCUCCCAUCUCAUGUUGGAGAAAAAACUGGUUCGGGAGAGGACACGCACCCAGAGGUACUUCAUGGAGGCUAAUCGAAAUGCAGUAACUUACCACCAUCAGCUUUCCAUUUUAUCACAAGAACAUUAUGAGAAGUUGAGUCUUCAUAGCAGCAGCAGUGGAACAGCCAGUUGCAAACGUGAAUUUUCAGAAAACACUGACCUCCCAGCUGGAAGUUGUCAAUCUGUGUAUGGAAAAGAUGAGGACAGAACAUAUGAAGAAGUCCUGACAGAAGACGACAACACUUUAGACAACUUUGAGAAAGAUAUGUUCUCUGAAUUAGAUGAUGAGCUGGACAUAUCAGACAACUCAAGCAACUCCAGUUCAAGUCCUUUGAAAGAGUCUGCUUUUGGCAUAAUUAAACCAAGUUUUAGUGCUUCUGAAAGACAGCCUCAGAUUAGAGAUUAUAUUGGAGGCCUGGGAUCAAGACUGCGACCAGCAUCAGCAGGAAUUGCUGUAUCACAAAGGAAGGUGCGUCAGAUCAGUGACCCUGUUCAGCAGAUUCUUAUUCAGCUCCACAAAAUUAUCUUCAUCACACAACUUCCUCCAGCUUUGCAAUGCAACUUGAAAAGGAGAAUCAUUGAGAGAUUCAAGAAGUCCCUCUUCAGUCAGCAGAGUAAUCCUUGUAACCUGAAAUCAGAAAUGAAAAAGCUGAUCCAAGGUUCUCCUGAACUGAUUGAGCCCAACUUCUUCACAGCAGAUUGCCCUGUGCUACUUCUCUCUUCAAGUAGAAAUAUAUUGGUUCCUGACGAUAGAAAAGGCAUUGUUGGCACUUUUGACACAGCAGAAGGGAUGACAUAUGAACAGUUGCAGACUCUAAUUGAAGAGGUUUUAGAAGAAACUGGUUAUUACAAUUUCUCUUCUAACAGCUUACAAGUUUCUUGGAACUGCCAGCUACAAGUAUUGAAAAAAUAUCGUUCAGCACUCUCAAGGUAUCUCUACUAUCAAGGGGAACAAAGAACUAUCCAACAAAAGAGGAAAACUUGUAAUUAUGAACAAAGUGUUCAGAACUGCUCCUGAUGAAGUCAAACUUCCUGUACUUCAGCAAAUGCUGUCUGAUUACCAAAGGGACAAACUUUGCUCAUCAAUAGCAUCCAGAAGGAAUUCCAGUGUGGGACAGCUUCAAGAGACCUCACGUGUGAUAUUUUCAAAAUGACACUGUUAGCCUAGAUUUGUUUACAGCAUAAGCACUUUAUGAGGAACAUUUGGAAAGAUGCUUCCAGGUUUGUACAUCAGGUGGAAAACACAACUCCCAGCAGUACACAUUUCUAUUUUUAUAAAGUUUUUUUUUAAGAUUUGCUUCAUAGUCAGGUUUUCUGGAAAUAUAUUUUUAAGCCUAUAGCCCUUUUUAUAUCCAUUUUUGUCUUUUAUGGGAAGAAAAAGAGCUUUGUAAUAUCACCAGAGAGCAAAUUUAUGUGGGUUCACCAUACCAGAAUUAGAAACAGAUUAAACAUCAUCAACAUGGUUUUAAUAUUUAGAAGUAGUUUCUCUACUGCUGAUAUGACAUGUUAAUAGUCAGAAUUUGCAACUGGCAUAGCUUCUGACAGGACUGUUAUUUUAAAAAUAGCUGUUUUAACUGCUGUUUCAGAAUGUCUGUGUAUUAUAUGUCUAUCUUUAGGCACACAUUGUAUAGAUGUGUGUAUAUAAAAUGUGUCAUGUACAUGUGUAUACAUUUUAUAUACACACUCAUUUACUGUUUAACAGAGAAUAAGUAAAUUAAAUACAUGCUUUGCUGCUAAUCAAAACUGUAGUACUUAAAAGCAUUUUGAGAAUUUCAAUAUUUAUUUGCUCUAUAUUAAAUGGAGAUAAAAAUGUCUCAGUGCAGUAGCAGAGAAGCUACUUUUUGUCUGCAGUUUAGUAAGGAAAACUUAUGAAGGCUUUUCUCUACAGUUGGUACUAUGGCAGUCAUAAUUGUUGAAAAUAACCAGACUGCAUUUGGUGACAUAGCCCUGCUAACUCUGUUGAAAAUUGUUAACAUUGUGGUCAUCAUAUGAUUACUCAUAAGUAAUUUGAUACAGAGGUAUGCUCUGCACUCUUCAUAGGUUGGGGGUGUGUUUUUGCAGUGGUUUGUUUGUAACAUAUGAAUAGCUAACUAGCAUUCAUUUCCUAACAACCCAAGAAUAUUAUUUCACCUAUAAUGUGUGACCUCAACAUUCUGAAUUGUGAAGCAGUGAAGAAUGGCCAAUUAAAAAAAAAACUAUCCUCUUUUCAGAUGUAUGUAGUGUAGAAAGAUCAUCAAGCAGUAUCUAUGCAUCUAUACAAUGGUACAGUCAUGAUAACAAAGGCCCAUUAAGGACUGCUUUAAAAAUCAGAUGAAAAGGUAAAGUUGGUCAUAGCAUAUUCUAUGGUGAAGACACAGAUUCAGGUGCCCUAAAGGAGGAAAACAGCAUGUGCAGUCCCUGUUGAAUGUUAACGUAUAAGAGCAAAAACAAUGUUUUUCCUCAGUCACAUAACUUCUCACUACUAAUCGCCACCACUAUAAUAUCCUUCAAUUAUCCCCUGCUUUCUUCUUUCCUCGUACCUGCUGCCAUGGUUAAUACUAAUCCUUACCAUAAAAGGGUUAGUAUUAACCAUGGCAGCAGGUACGAGGAAAGAAGAAAGCAGGGGAUAAUUGAAGUAGUAGUAAGGUUGCAGGCAUGGCACAUGGUGACCAUCACCGACAAGUUUUAAGUGGCUAUCUCCUUCAGAUACUAGGAGAUAAAACCAUAAUCUUACUGAAUGAACAUAGACUCGAACUUUAAAUUAUAUUUUUACGUGUAAUUUUAGCCAGUGACUCCCAGAUGGCAUCUGCUUUAAAGACACAAAUUUAAAGACUGUACCUGCUGCAACUGGACUAAAAUGAAAAUGAAUGCAGUUUUCCUGGGCAUCUUCAAAAAUACUUAUUUCAUACCUGGCAAACCUGAAGAUAGCCAUAGCAUCCUUCUAGACUUAAAAUAGCAGUGCCCAUAAUUACUGGAGAGUGGGAAACCAUGAGUGUAUAAUUUCACCUGUUUUUGUACAUAUAUUUUGAAAGCCAAAGCAAACCCUGUCAUAUUUUGACAUAAAAUGAAUGUCAUACUUGCUGCUUGACCAAGACAUGUGCUCCUAAAGAUACCACCAGCAGAUGGUUAUGGUUUCCAAACUAAUAUUAUGUACUGUAGAUGAGACAUUUCCUGCAGUGUAAUCACUAAAAGUCAACUCCUAUUCCAGCUAAAUGUCUUAGUUUGGUUUUCCUAGAAUGGAGAAAGGGAAUGCAGUAUGGUUAGAUCUGAUGUAUUGCAAAGUAAAUCCACACUACAUAUUGCUGCCAGUGGAACUGAUUGUAUUGAUUGUUUAUUCAGAAAGACUUCAUUUAAAUUAAAUCUUGAUAUGCUGAUGCUGUUCAAGUUGAAUAUGCAUUCUCAUAAUCAUUUUACAUUCAAAACAGUGUAAAAUGAUCUUCACUUAAAGAAACCCAUUUUAAUAUCUUUUGGUAGAAAUGUCAUAUGAUUUUAAAUUUACAGACUGUAAAUGAAUGCUUUAGAAAUGCUUUGGAUCUUAUUGCAAGUUUAUUUUGAAGUAGAUAGUUUGUUUAGUCUGAAUUUGUGUGAUAGUGUAAAGCGCUCAUUCAUAUUUGAUGGUGUUAUUUUUUGUUAAGAAACAUUAUAAUUAAUGAUUCUUAUUGUGUUUAUCUUAAUAUAUUCAUAAUGUUGUAAAUUUUGAAGCAAAUUUUGUACUGCUUUUUGUGACUCUGAAAGAUGGAAUACUGGCUGACUCUGGUGGCCAGCAGAGGAGAGCAGACUUCUCUCCAAUAAACAGAAGAUGGGAGGUG
Molecule: messenger RNA, 6391 nt
Organism: Dromaius novaehollandiae (emu)
Lineage: Eukaryota; Metazoa; Chordata; Aves; Casuariiformes; Dromaiidae
Gene: NEK10
Product: NIMA related kinase 10
Exons: 37
Coding region: 172-3621 (1149 amino acids)
Biological process (GO): positive regulation of MAP kinase activity; regulation of cell cycle G2/M phase transition; protein phosphorylation
Molecular function (GO): protein serine/threonine kinase activity; ATP binding
Source: RefSeq, a predicted model, not a curated record